Molecule: messenger RNA, 740 nt
Organism: Micropterus dolomieu (smallmouth bass)
Lineage: Eukaryota; Metazoa; Chordata; Actinopteri; Centrarchiformes; Centrarchidae
Product: transcription factor HES-5-like
Exons: 1
Coding region: 7-411 (134 amino acids)
Biological process (GO): regulation of transcription by RNA polymerase II; anterior/posterior pattern specification; regulation of neurogenesis
Cellular component (GO): nucleus
Molecular function (GO): protein dimerization activity; RNA polymerase II cis-regulatory region sequence-specific DNA binding; DNA-binding transcription factor activity, RNA polymerase II-specific
Source: RefSeq, a predicted model, not a curated record
CCCCAGAUGAGGAAACCAGCUGUGGAGAAGAUGCGCAGAGAUCGCAUCAACAGCUGCAUCGAGCAGCUCAAGGUCCUGCUGGAGAAGGAGUUCCACAAACAGGAUCCCAACGCCAAGCUGGAGAAGGCCGACGUCCUGGAGAUGACGGUGGUGUUCCUGAAGCAGCAGCUGCAGCCUCAGAGCCCGGCCGCUCGCUCGGCUCACGGCGACGGCUACUCCCACUGCUGGAAGGAGACGCUGCACUUCCUGUCCGCCAGCUCCCUGAAGGAAGUGACGCUGCCGCACCUCCGGUACCUCCACAGAGCCGGGCAGGAUGCCGGGCCCACGCCGGCCCUCUCCUCCCACAGCCACAUCCGGGCUGCGGGGAAGCAGCUGCCCAGCUCUGACAGAGCCGUGUGGAGGCCGUGGUAGAAGCUGCGCUCACUCUGGACCACACCGAUGGAUGUUCACCAUCAGGGAGCCUGUAUGGGAUAUUUCUAAACUCACUUAAUGCUUUGUUGCUUCAGAGUCUCUGGAGCUGCUGCGUCUUUACAAUGUAAAACUGUUUGACUCCUGUGGAGUCGACUUUAUUAUAUUCUGAUACUGAAUCAAUGUUUGCGUACUGUAGUGGAGGAGAGUCCUCCGGGUCGGUUUGACUUGUCACCUUUUAUAAAGGAAACUUGAAUAUAUUUUCUUAUGUGGCAUCGAGCCUCAAUUAUAUUUGCCUGCUGAUAUUUGAAUAAAUUCAUUCUAAAUCUUGA